AUGAAGUUCGCGUCGAAGGAAGAGCACCCGAAAGGCCACGGUGAAGGCGGCACCCACGGCCACCACGAAGGCAAGCCGCACAGUCCUGUGCUCAUUGAGCACCCUGGUGCAACCGAAUCGAGCAGACUCGACGGCAAGGGGCUGCGCGUGACGAUCAUCGCCUCGCGCUGGUACGGGAAGGUGGUCCACUCGCUCACCGAGGCGUGCUCCGAGGAGCUGCUGGCCAAGGGCGUGGCGGAUGAAGACCUGCACCUGGUGGAGGUGUCGGGCGCCUUCGAGCUGCCGUACGCGGCUGCACGCGUGAUCCACUGCAAGGACUCGAGCCACCGCCCGGACGCCGUGAUCUGCGUCGGUUGCCUCGUGCAAGACGGCACGCACAUGUGCGAGACCAUGAGCCAGGCCGUGGCCAACGGAAUCAUGAAGCUCAACACGACGUCGGACACGCCUGUGAUCUUCGGUGUGCUCUGCUGCGAAACCGAAGGCCAGGCUCACUCGUGCGCUGCCAAGAAGGCGAGCUUCGGGGGCGGUGAGAGCGAGAAGUGCAACCACGGCGUGGCGUGGGCGCAGUCCGCUCUGGAGAUGGCUCACUUGAAGCGCUGCGGAACCUGCGCGACGUGCGGGUUGUCCGCUGGGAAGUGUUCGUGCAAGGACUGCAACUGCAAGGUGUGCUGCGAUAACCGCCGAGACUGCGUGAGUUGUGGCUCGUCGGCCAACAACUGUUCGUGCAAAGACUGCAAGUGCCGCGCGUGCUGUUCGAAGCGCGAGGCCUGUCGUGGCUGCGGCUGCCCCCCGGACAACUGCGGAAGUCCUGGCGGCAAGUGCAUGUGCGGCUUGCUGCGCUAA
Messenger RNA from Phytophthora sojae, 843 nucleotides. RefSeq lists its product as hypothetical. The record is from RefSeq and is a predicted model, not a curated record. Gene Ontology annotation, biological process: riboflavin biosynthetic process. Bases 1 to 843 code for a protein of 280 amino acids. Lineage: Eukaryota; Oomycota; Peronosporomycetes; Peronosporales; Peronosporaceae. Gene Ontology annotation, cellular component: riboflavin synthase complex; intracellular anatomical structure. Gene Ontology annotation, molecular function: 6,7-dimethyl-8-ribityllumazine synthase activity. The transcript has 3 exons.